Symbiodinium sp. CCMP2592 is the source of this 501-nucleotide messenger RNA. The record is from the annotation of a GenBank genome assembly. Lineage: Eukaryota; Dinophyceae; Suessiales; Symbiodiniaceae.
AUGUCUUCAGCAACACCACCAUGGUUUUUCGACAAGUGUUUCUGGUGUCUCGUGACGGCCAUUGGACAAUUGACAGCCAGGCUCGUCCGGCCUUAUCAAACUCUGCCGCUCUGCCUGGCUCGUCUGGUGGAUGAGGAUGUGUCCAUGGAUGCGAGGCGCGUCAUCGCCCACUGGUUUGUCAACACGUGUGGUGACUGCUGCCUGGACGCAGCAUUUAGCAAGCUCCUGCACUCUAAGUGUUCGGGAGCGGACGAUCUGCUGCCUGACGGAUCCUUGCAUGGUGUGCUGCAACUUGCAUUCUGCGGAAAGAACACAAACAUAGAGGCCGAAAACAACUUUGCCAGAGCACAGAAGGCAGCCCAAGCGCGAACUUCAUUGAGCACGAGCAUGGCGGCUAAGCAUGUGUUGAGUGAGGCCAAGCGGUGCCACCUUUCCGAUAUCACAAGCCGUGUCCCUGCCAGCGUUGCUACCGUGGACGAUGAGUCGGGAGGCACAAGUUAG